Molecule: messenger RNA, 954 nt
Organism: Oppiella nova
Lineage: Eukaryota; Metazoa; Arthropoda; Arachnida; Sarcoptiformes; Oppiidae
Source: the annotation of a GenBank genome assembly
AUGAUCACUUUCCGCGGCAUAACAGGCCUCGUGGGCUUUGAUCAGUCGGGAUUCAGGUCCAGCCUCGUGGGCUUUGAUCAGUCGGGAUUCAGGUCCAGUAUUACGUUAGAUGUGAUGACCAUCGACUCGGAAGGCCUGCAAAAGAUUGGCAUUUGGUCCGAGGAUAGCAAACUAGACAAUGGGCUCAACAUAAGCACGCAAUGGAUUAACCACUACUCGAUGCUCACCCUACAAAACACCCACCUAGUUAUCACCACGGUGCUCAACGACCCGUAUACCAUGGUUAAGGAGUCGAGUUUUAAACGUAGUGGGAAUGACCAGUUUGAGGGCUAUGCCAUCGAUUUGAUACAGGAGCUGUCAAAGCUCCUACACUUCAAAUACGAGUUUAGAUUAGUAAAGGACAUGGCGUAUGGUAGGCCCGAUAAGAACGGCACCUGGAACGGUAUGAUAGGAGAGCUGAUCCGAGGGGAGGCCGACAUAGCGGAGCGGCUAGAGUGGUAUUGGAGGUUUGCACUCCUCCGCCAGCUGAAAUGGGUGGUCACCUCGCUAUUCUCGUUUUUGUCGCCCUUUUCCAACAUCGUGUGGAUCUACGUGGUGGGCGCCUACGUAGGGGUGUCGUCCAUGCUGUUCAUCGUGGGUCGACUGUCCCCCUACGAGUGGGAGAACCCCCAUCCCUGUCGUAAGGAAAACCAGGUGCUCGAGAAUGGGUUCAGUUUGUCGAAUAGCUUCUGGUUCACCAUAGGCUCGCUUAUGCAACAGGGGAACGACCUAUCGCCUAAAGCCAUGUCUACACGCACAAUAGCGGGCAUAUGGUACUUUUUCACCCUGAUCAUGAUCGCCUCGUACACCGCCAAUUUGGCCGCCUUUCUAACGGUCGAGAAGAUCGUGUAUCCCAUUGUCGUACUUCUCAUUGAAUUUGUAUUCAAGUCUCGGUUUGACGCAAGACUUGGAUGA